AUUGUUUUCUCUGAUGGAGGCUGUUGCGGAUGGUGCUCCAACUCGAAGGGAGCAGAAGUGCGCAUCAAGUGGGUCUGGCGCUGACAACCGCGGCGGAGCAGCUGGAGACAGAGACACUGAGACAGAUCCACUCGUGACUGGACUUCAACACCAUGAACAGGAUGGUUCAUCGCAAUGAAAAUGCAUUUUACUCGCUGUGGUAAUUUUGACAUUCUUACUUGGAUAGUUUUUAGUUUUUCGCAGCUUCUACUAGAUGGUGCGUCCCCUGACAAGCUGUCUCAGACUCCAGACCCCUGCCUCCAGAACCUGUGCCAAAAUCAGGCAAUAUGCAGAACCCGUGGGAACGGCUACUCCUGCUUCUGCGUGCCAGGUUUCCAGGGCGCUCACUGCCAGAUAGACGUGAACGAGUGCGCUUCACAGCCCUGCAGGAACGGAGCCACCUGUGUGGACGGAGUGGGUAGAUUCUCCUGUUUGUGUCCUCCUGGAUUCACAGGAACCAUUUGUGAGCUCCAGGUCGACCAGUGUCAGUCACAGCCUUGUCUUCACCGUGGCACUUGUGUUAACCACGCCACAGGCUUUCGGUGCAUCUGCCAUGUUGGUUUCCAAGGAGACCAAUGCGAAAUCAACACAGACGAUUGCCAGGAGCAGCCAUGCCAAAACGGGGCUCUGUGUGUUGACGGGGUGAAUGAAUACAGCUGCGACUGCUCACACACAGCAUUCACUGGGCCGCACUGUGAGACGCUGCUGCCACAGUGCAACUCUGAUCCCUGCUUCAACAGCGCCAUCUGUAAGGACAACCAGGGUAACUACACCUGUGAAUGCUGGCCGGGGUUUGAGGGCCGUAACUGUGAGAUAGACACAACCGAGUGCAGCAGCAGUCCGUGCAUGAACCGUGGCAGGUGCCUGGAGAGGUCAUGGCAGGCUCUUUACGGCAGCGAGCCUCUGCUGCCUGAACGAUACGACCACAGAUAUGCUGCAGGCUACAUCUGCAUCUGUCCUCCAGGAACAGCAGGUUUCCACUGUCAGGAAGUGGUGAACCAGUGCGAGUCCAGUCCCUGCCAAAACGGGGGCCGAUGUGAGAGCCUCGACGGUGGCUUCACCUGCCAAUGCCUCAAACAGGCGCGUGACGGCGUUCUCUAUGGAGGUACGAACUGCGACGUGAAAUUAGUCGGCUGUGAAGGUCAUGAGUGCCAGAACGGGGCCUCCUGCUCUCCAUUCCUGCUGGACGGGACUGACGGUUACACCUGCUCCUGCACACCCGGAUACACUGGACCGCUCUGCAACACCCCGACCACUUUUUCCUUUGAGCGCAGAGGUUACCUGUUGCUUCACAACCCCCUGGUGAACGCUGAUCUGACUACCAACAUCACGCUGAGCUUCAAGACCGUUCUGCCAUCUGCGUUGUUGUUCCAGAGGAACAUCAGGGGGAUGACGCUGCAGCUUCAGCUGGACAGGGGUCAGCUGUUUCUGAUGCUGUGGAGCGAGAAAUCUGUUGGGUCCGAUGGAGAGAUCCAUACUCUGGAGCUUCCACAUAAUGUCAUGGAUGGAGAGUGGCACACUGUGGAGGUUGUGCUCACAAAUGAGAUCCUGAGCCUUAGAUUAUUCGAUGAUGCUGGACGCUAUGGGAGGCAGUUGUAUCACACGGUGACCCCAGUCCAAACCAAUCUGACAGAGCUUGAGACUUCCCCUCAGGACACAUUUAUAGGGGGGGGCCUCAAAAACCCACAUUGGUUCAGUAGACACUUUAGUUUGCCCGUGUUCAUCGGGUGCAUGCGUGAUGUGUUCGUAGACUGGCAGCUCGUUGUUCCAGAGGAAUGGCUGAGCGACUCAGCGGUUAACGUGUCGCCCGGCUGCAGCCACAGGGAGCGCUGCCGGGAUGAGCCGUGCCAAAACGGAGGCCGGUGUGAGAACCUGUGGCAGAGCUACCAGUGCCAGUGCACAAGGCCUUACGAGGGGCACGACUGUGAGGAGGAACAUGUUACUGCUCGCUUUGGGAAUGAGGACUCUCACAGUUUUGCGGCCUUCGCCAUCCACGACGAUCUGGGUCAGAACCUCUCCGUCUCCCUGUUCCUGCGCACGCGGAGGCGGAACGGACUCCUGCUGGUGCUCUCCAACAGCAGCAGCAGCCCAUACCUGCACAUGUGGCUGGAGGGCGGCAGGGUCAAAGUUCGCCUCCGUAACUCUGAGAGCGUGAGGGCACAAAGAGCCAUUCAUGAUGGAGAGGUCCACUUUGUAACUGUAGAGGUUCUGGAUGGUCGCAUGUCGCUGUAUGUAGCGGGGCAGAAACAAGGCGAUGUGGAGGGAAGGACUGUAGAUGUCAACGCAGGUGACGUAGUUUUUGUUGGAGGUCUGCCGGAGAAGAGUAGCACUUCAGAGUUUGGUGGAUUUUUCAAAGGCUGCAUCCAGGAUUUGAGGAUCGGCGACACGAGGCUGCAGUUCUUCGGGCUGGACACUUCGCUGACAUCAUAUCCUCUUGAGCAAAUAGAAAAUGUGAUUCAGGGCUGCCCUGGAGACAACGCCUGCAGUAGAAAUCCAUGUUUAAAUGGGGGCAUUUGCUUCUCUGGGUGGGAUGACUUCACCUGCACCUGCCCCAGCAGCACAGCAGGGCGGCGCUGUGACGAGGUAAAGUGGUGUGAGCUGUCCCCAUGCCCCACACCUGCAGAGUGCAAGAUGGUGCAGCAGCAGCAGGGAUACGAAUGUUACUCCAAUGCAACUUUCCUGAAUGACAGCACUGUGAUGACCUAUCGGGGAAACGGCCACAUAUUCCAAAACAUCACCAGCCUGUCUCUAAACCUCCGCUCACGGAAGCGUAACGCAGCCAUCCUGCAUGCGGAGAAAGGUUCCUCCUUCAUCACGGUUUCCGUUCAGGAUGGUCUCCUCUUCAUGGAGCUCCAGAGCUCCUCUGGUGGCCUCAGCGGCUCGGAGGAGGAGAAAGAGGAGAAAAGAGAGGAGAGGGUGUCGACGGUGAGCCUCAGCAGCAGGAGGAGCAUCACUGACGGCGAGUGGCACGCCGUCCAUCUGUUCAUGACUGCGCCGUGGGCGCCGUCCUCUCGUUGGACUUUGGUUCUGGAUGAUGAGAUAGAGGAAGCCAGCCUCUCCAAGAGCCAGGGCAGCAACCUGAACUUCCUCAGGGAAGGGGUGGACAUCUACCUGGGCGGCCUGGCUCCGUUCACUGGCUGGUCCCUGGCCGGCUGUCUGGGAACAGUGGAGCUGGGCGGCAUCGCUCUGCCUUACUUCAGCUCCUCGGAGGUGAACCUCCCGCGUCUGCAGAUCGAGCAGUUUAUCCAAAAAUCCCCGAACCCGGCGCUGCCCGGCUGUAGAGGCGCCUCGGUGUGCGAGCCCAGCCCCUGUCUCAACGGCGGCCAGUGCCAGGACCUGUUCAACACCUACAACUGCACCUGUGCUGAGGGCUGGGCCGGCAGACGCUGCGACGUCCUGAUAGACACCUGCGCUUCGAACCCUUGUCUCCAUGGCAACUGUAGCAUCAACGGGCUCAGCUACGAGUGCACCUGUGAGGUGGGGUACACAGGUGUGGACUGUGAGGAACAGGUAGAUGUGUGUAAGAACCACCUGUGUGCCAAUGGAGCCACCUGCCUCCAUGGGCCGGAUAAAUACGCCUGCCUCUGUGCCGAGAACUACACUGGACCGCUCUGCAGCGAACGCGUGGAAGAACUUCCUUGGUACAUCGUUGUCAGAAAAAUCAUUCCCAAGCUGCCCGUUUCUGUGUGUGGUGAUGAGGUCAGGAAUUAUACCUGCUUCAACGGAGGGAACUGCACUGACCGGGAGCUCUCCUGCGAUUGUCCUGCAGGAUUCAUUGGACACAGGUGCGAGCAGGAUGUGGACGAGUGCAAAUCCAACCCGUGUCUGAACGGCGGCUAUUGCAGAAACCUGGUCAACAGGUUCGUCUGCGUGUGCGACAUGAGCUUCGCUGGAGACGUGUGCCAGACGGACGCUGGACGACGGGCCAGAGGUGGACUGGGGAGCAAACGACUGAGUGUGUGUGAGUGUGGAAGGGCUGUGAAUAUCUUUUGAGACGCUUUAGGAAAAUGUCUGCAUUUGAAUGAGUAACUGUCAGGUUGCACGGGAUGAGAAUGGACAUUUAUUUUGGCUAGUACUGAGAAAGAUUAGGGACUUCUGUGGUUUGAUUUCAGGGACCACAGAGUGAUUCUGUGCCUUUCACAUCAGCAGCACUUUAUUUAUAGUCGGUGUUUAUAAAACUUGUUUUGCUUGUCCAUGAAAGGAUGAGCACAUAUGUCCUGAUUCACAGACACUGUCUUGCGUCUUUGCCUCCAUUUCAGUGUCUAAAUCACAAACCAAGUAGCACUAAUGAGACACUGAAGCUAAAAUGCUAAUCGGGUUUCUGCAAUCUUUCUUGGUCAGGAUGCAGUCGCUCAAUAAAGGUGUUCUUACUUUUUGUAAGAUGGCAACAAAUCUUAUUUACAGAUUUGACUUAACUGAUUAAAUUGAUCAAAUUGUGCACUUAUUUGGCAAUGUAUUUAUAAAUUACAACAUUAGCUCGCAACAAUUUCAGGUUCUCCUCACUUGUCUUAUGAAUAAUAAAAAAAGCAGUACAGCAAAUGUGGGCUCCAUUUCAUCUAAAGGCAUAAAGGCAUGCGUAACACCAGACUGUAUUGUUGCAGGAGAGAGGCUUUUUGCUGACAGUGCAGUUUGAGGUGCAAAUAUUCCUUUGCAGAAGUUUUGUGAAUUAGAUGCAAAAGGAGAGCAGUGCUUUAGUGAAUCAGGCCCUCUGUGUGCAGCUUGGUCACUGGUUGAUGUUUUUCAGUGUCAGUAAUCAGAAUGUUGUGAAAUUCUUUUAAGUAGACAAAUAUGAGCAAAGUUUUAAAGAAAUACAUCAAAGGUUUGCACAGUUGGUACAGAUUGAUGUGCAAUCUUCAAAAAGUAAUGCCAAGCCCAACUUGCUUCCUACCAGAUUACAGGUUUCACCAUGAACCGAGUUCUUUAAAGAUGCUAUGCAGUGGUGAAUUUUAUUUUCAGUAAUGUACAGUUGUAAUGAAAACUCAGCUGGGAAUAAAGUAUGGUUCACUGCAAAAGGACUCAACAAGAUCUAAACUUUAAAAGUGGGCAGAACUGGAAAAAAAACAAAUUAUUUAGAUUUGUGUGUAUUUGGGUUGAUGAGAUCAAAGGAGGCUCAAGUAUUGAGACGUUCAGCAGGAUUGAAUUAAUUUCUACUUUGGAAUAUGGCGUUUGAUUAAAAACUUGUAAAUAAAAAGGGAACAAAAACAAGGAGGCAAAUACAGACUUACUGAACAGAAAUGGAAAGUUUGAGUUUGGCGACUAGGUUUUGUCUUAAAGUUUUACAACAACACAAAACAAAAAAACUGACCAUAACUUGUUCUGUAGGAGUCAAACUGUAUAAUGACCUUCAGCAGGGGGGUAACUUAGAUAAACUAACAUAAGUUUGUCGCACUAUUUGAGGACUUUGAAUUAGAAAUAGUCAUUUACUUUGUUAAUGAUCACCUUGAACUUUCUGGCAAUCUGUUUUUCAUCUGUCCAAUGACGUAAAAGUCUAAGUUACGAUGUAAAGAGAAGCACGCUCUGCAUUCAGAAAAAACAUUUUCAGGGAGCUGAGGAAUAAUAUAAAAUCCAGUUAUUUAUACGAUUCCCACUACCUGAUAACCUGUCAGUCUCGUCUGAACUUUGGGGUUUGGAAGCUGUGUACGGAUGAAUUUGUGAACUCUGAAAAACAGAGCUGUAGCUACAAAAGCUCCUGGAGGGCCCCGGAUGUCUCGCUUGUUCUUGAUGUGCGUUCAGAGCAGCUCGUGACUGACUGCUGAGUGUUGUUUUCACCAAAGAAGAAGUUUUCUGCAUCUAAGCCUUUCUGUCUGAGCCAAAGAUAUUUUGAGCCGUAAAUUCUCGGCGGCUCUGCUUCAGCCGUACGUUUAGAAGUGUUACUGCGCGGCUGUGGUCAGCGCUGAAGCAAACAUGAAUGUUUUUCAUGGUAGAUUUCAUGUGUGGUUUGAAUUUUAGAACAUCAUGAGGGUAUGCGUGUAAUGUCAUGUUCGUCAAUCAUAUUCUGUCUGUGUUUCCCGUCUUUAUCCAUUGUCCGUGUUGUUUAAUAAAACAAAAUCAAAAAAAAAUUGUUUUCUGUCCUCUUUUAAUGUCUCUUCACUCAUUUUUUCCGUAGUCACCUGUUGUAUCAUUUAUUUUUCUGCAUUUUCAAAACAAUCUGUGAUAAACAUCAAAAUCAGCUCAUUGAUUUUCUUCCUGUUAGCCAUUGUGUGUGUGUGUGUGUGUGUGUGUGUGUUUACUGUUCUCAGGUGUACACCAUGACUUCAAAGAUAGACAGUUAAUCCGUUUUAACAAGAUGUUGAUCCCAGAAUAGCGCAGGUUCAGAUGCACACUGUCGUCACGCACGGCACACAGCUAGGAAAGAGUUGAUCUCUUCUCUGUGUGACAUUACAGCCACAAACUUCAGCGCAUUUGAGAUUUUCUAUGUAAGAACUCAAAAUAGGAAUUGUAAGAAAAAGUCCCUAAAAUUUUCAACACUUUUCUACAAAUACAAAUCUGAAAAGUGUGCAGUGUACUUAUCUUUACCCAUAAAUCCAGUGCUAUAAUUGCAUGUGUGAGUGACUUAAUAAGAAAAAAGGGUCCACCGUCAUUCAGUCAUUCAUGUUUAGUAUAAAUUCAGCUGUUUUGUGUUAUAAGUCAUAAGAAGUCCUGUUUGCAAUUGCACAAUCAAUGGAGAUGAUGCUGAAAACAUGAGAGAGAAGGUGACUAACUGAUCAAAACUGAUCAUUUCAUAUUUAGAAAUUUACAUAAUCACAAAUUAACAAAAUCAGGCAAAAGAAAAAUUUUUCAAUUUAUUUCAC
This is a messenger RNA of Xiphophorus maculatus (southern platyfish), 6830 nucleotides long. RefSeq names its product crumbs 1, cell polarity complex component (gene crb1). Gene Ontology annotation, biological process: establishment or maintenance of epithelial cell apical/basal polarity; heterophilic cell-cell adhesion. Gene Ontology annotation, molecular function: calcium ion binding. Bases 175 to 4032 code for a protein of 1285 amino acids. NCBI's taxonomy places the organism in Eukaryota, Metazoa, Chordata, Actinopteri, Cyprinodontiformes, Poeciliidae. Gene Ontology annotation, cellular component: protein-containing complex; plasma membrane. The transcript is spliced from 13 exons. The record is from RefSeq and is a predicted model, not a curated record.